Macaca mulatta (Rhesus monkey) is the source of this 3642-nucleotide messenger RNA. RefSeq names its product selectin P (gene SELP). Gene Ontology annotation, biological process: cell adhesion. Gene Ontology annotation, cellular component: membrane. Lineage: Eukaryota; Metazoa; Chordata; Mammalia; Primates; Cercopithecidae. The record is from RefSeq and is a predicted model, not a curated record.
AUGUGAAUAGGAAGUUGUUUUUCUAAACAGCCUGACACUGAGGGGAGGCAGUGAGAUUAUAAGAAGUCCAGGUUGGGCGGAAGGCAGAAAACCAGCAGAGUCGCAGAGGAGAUGGCCAGCUGCCAAAAAGCCAUCUUGUAUCAGAGAUUCCGGAGAGUGGUCUUUGGAAUUGCCCGACUCCUUUGCUUCAGUGCCCUGAUCUCUGAACUAACAAACCAGAAAGAAGUGGCAGCAUGGACUUAUCAUUACAGCACAAAAGCAUACUCAUGGAAUACUUCCCGCAAAUACUGCCAGAAUCGCUACACAGACUUAGUGGCCAUCCAGAAUAAAAAGGAAAUUGAUUACCUCAAUGAGGUCCUACCCUACUACAGCACCUACUACUGGAUUGGGAUCCGAAAGAGCAAUAAGACAUGGACCUGGGUGGGAACCAAAAAGGCUCUCACUAAAGAGGCUGAGAACUGGGCUGAUAAUGAACCUAACAACAAAAGGAACAACGAGGACUGCGUGGAGAUCUACAUCAAGAGUCCGUCAGCCCCUGGCAAGUGGAAUGAUGAGCACUGCUUGAAGAAAAAGCACGCAUUGUGUUACACAGCCUCCUGCCAGGACAUGUCCUGCAGCAAACAAGGAGAGUGCCUCGAGACCAUCGGGAACUACACCUGCUCCUGUUACCCUGGAUUCUAUGGGCCAGAAUGUGAAUAUGUGACAGAGUGUGGAGAACUUGAGCUCCCUCAACACGUGCUUAUGAACUGCAGCCACCCUCUGGGAAACUUCUCUUUUAACUCGCAGUGCAGCUUCCACUGUGCUGACGGGUACCAAGUAAAUGGGCCCAGCAAGCUGGAAUGCUUGGCUUCUGGAAUCUGGACACAUAAGCCUCCGCAGUGUUUAGCUGCCCAGUGCCCACCCCUGAAGAUUCCUGAAAGAGGAAACAUGACCUGCCUUCAUUCUGCAAAAGCAUUCCAGCAUCAGUCUAGCUGCGGCUUCAGUUGUGAAGAGGGAUUUGCAUUAGUUGGACCAGAAGUGGUGCAAUGCACAGCCUCGGGGGUAUGGACAGCCCCAGCCCCAGUGUGUAAAGCUGUGCAGUGUCAGCACCUGGAAGCCCCCAGCAAAGGAACCAUGGACUGUAUUCAUCCACUCGCUGCUUUUGCAUAUGGCUCCAACUGUAAAUUUGAGUGCCAGCUCGGCUACAGAGUGAGGGGCUUGGACACGCUCCGUUGCAUUGGCUCUGGACACUGGUCUGCACCCUUGCCAACCUGUGAGGCUAUUUCGUGUGAGCCGCUGGAGAGUCCUGUCCACGGAAGCAUGGAUUGCUCUCCAUCCUUGAGAGCGUUUCAGUAUGAUACCAACUGUAGCUUCCGCUGUGCUGAAGGUUUCAUGCUGAGAGGAGCUGAUAUAGUUCGGUGUGAUAACUUGGGACAGUGGACAGCGCCAGCCCCAGUCUGUCAAGCUUUGCAGUGCCAGGAUCUCCCAGUUCCAAAUGAGGCUCAGGUGAACUGCUCCCACCCCUUUGGUGCCUUUAGGUACCAGUCAGUCUGCAGCUUCACCUGCAAUGAAGACUUACUCUUGGUGGGAGCGAGUGUGCUACAGUGCUUGGCUACUGGAAACUGGAAUUCUGUUCCUCCAGAAUGCCAAGCCAUUCCCUGCACACCUUUGCUAAGCCCUCAGAAUGGAACAAUGACCUGUGUCCAGCCUCUUGGAAGUUCCAGUUAUAAAUCCACCUGUCACUUCAUCUGUGAUGAGGGAUUUUCUUUGUCUGGACCAGAAAGAUUGGAUUGUACUCGAUCGGGACGCUGGACAGACUCCCCACCAACGUGUGAAGCCAUCAAGUGCCCAGAACUCUUCGCCCCAGAGCAGGGCAGCCUGGAUUGUUCUGACACUCAUGGAGAAUUCAAUGUUGGCUCCACCUGCCAUUUCUCUUGUAACAAGGGCUUUAAGCUGGAGGGGCCCAAUAAUGUGAAAUGCACAACUUCUGGAAGAUGGUCAGCUACUCCACCAGCCUGCAAAGGCAUAGCAUCACUUCCUAGUCCAGGGGUGCAAUGCCCAGCCCUCACCACACCUGGGCAGGGAACCAUGCACUGUAGGCAUCAUCCGGGAACCUUUGGUUUUAAUACCACUUGUUACUUUGGCUGCAACGCUGGAUUCACACUCAUAGGAGACCGCAUUCUCAGCUGCAGACCUUCAGGACAAUGGACAGCAGUAACUCCAACAUGCAGAGCUGUGAAAUGCCCAGAACUACAUGUUAAUAAGCCAAUAGUGAUGAACUGCUCCAACCUCUGGGGAAACUUCAGUUAUGGAUCAAUCUGCUCUUUCCAUUGUCUAGAGGGCCAGUUACUUAAUGGCUCAGCACAAACAGCAUGCCAGGAGAAUGGCCACUGGUCAACUACCGUGCCAACCUGCCAAGCAGGACCACUGACUAUUCAGGAAGCCCUGACUUACUUUGGUGGAGCGGUGGCUUCUACAACAGGUCUGAUAAUGGGUGGGACGCUCCUGGCUUUGCUAAGAAAGCGUUUCAGACAAAAAGAUGAUGGGAAAUGCCCCUUGAAUCCUCACAGCCACCUAGGAACAUAUGGAGUUUUUACAAAUGCUGCAUUUGACCCGAGUUCUUAAGAGACCUGUCCUUUUCCUGGUCACCUCAUUCAGCUCCAUAUGAUCCUGUUGUGAACAUCAAGUUUCCUGCUAGACUUGACUUAACUAUAAUGCAUUUGCUGCAGUUUUCCAUAAACACCUGUGAAUCAAAGACAUGGAAUUAUCUUAGAUUAGCUCUGGACCAGCCUGUUGGACCAGCUCUGGACCAACCCUGUUUCCUGAGUUUGGGAUUGUGGUACAAUCUCAAAUUCUCAACCUACCACCCCUUCCUGCCCCACCCCUUCUCUUCCUGUAAUACAAGCCACAGAAGCCAGGAGCAAAUGUUUCUGCAGUAGUCUCCGUGCUUUGACUCACCUGUCACUUGAACUGCCAGUGAACCAAAGAGACUGGAGCAUCUGACUCACAAGAAGACCAGACUGUGGAGAAACAAAAAUACCUCUUUAUUUUUUGAUUGAAGGAAGGCUUUCUCUACUUUGUUGGAAAGCAGGUGGCAUCUCUAACGGGAAGCAAUUCCUGUAGCAUCUUCUGGAGUCUCCAGUGGUUGCUGUUGAUGAGGCCUCUUGGACCUCUGCUCUGAGGCUUCCAGAGAGCCCUCUGGAUGGCACCAGAGGCUGCAGAAGGCCAAGAAUCAAGCCAGGAGGAUACAUGUCACUGUGGACCUUCCUGCCACCAGCCACUGUCCCUCAAAGGACCCAAAGACCAAUAUUCAAAUGUAUAAUUAAAAGAAUUUUCCCCAAAUGCCAUGUUCCUCUAUUGGAUGGUUCGUUCAGUAAGGUCUGUGUAUAUCACAUUGUUUGCCAUCAGUGUAAUAACACAUAAUUAUGGUUGUCCUAUUUACACCUCAACCAUUCAGUCAGCCAGCAAAUUUGUGUCACACACCCUCCACUCCAAGAGAAAAUCAGAGAAAUGGAAAAAUUCUUCAUCACCUGAAUGUUUUACAGGGAAGAACAAAUGUAUUUUACAUGUUCUUCAAAUCCCAUGUUUAAUAAAUAGGUCAUUGAAAGUUAUACAGUGUUUAUCUGGAACUAAUGUUAAAAAAAAAUAGAGAGCCAAACAUUA